Molecule: messenger RNA, 7000 nt
Organism: Melanotaenia boesemani (Boeseman's rainbowfish)
Lineage: Eukaryota; Metazoa; Chordata; Actinopteri; Atheriniformes; Melanotaeniidae
Product: myosin-11-like
Exons: 44
Coding region: 11-6343 (2110 amino acids)
Cellular component (GO): myosin complex
Molecular function (GO): actin filament binding; ATP binding; cytoskeletal motor activity
Source: RefSeq, a predicted model, not a curated record
UUAGCCAAACAUGGGCAUCCCAGCAUGGCAGCUUACCUGUUUGAUUAUAGGAGUUAUCUGUGUGCUGCUUUUCAUGUUUUAUUGCCUGCUGUUCAAUAAGAGGUCAAUGCAGCCUUGUGACCCACAGGAAGAGCCACAGACCAGGAUAAGUGAACUAGAAUCCAAACCGUGGUCAGCGGUCAGUUCAACCUCCACUGCUGCUCAACAGGAAGACGCAGUUGCCAACAACGACUCAAACACCAGCUCGCUUACUUCAGAACCACCUGAGAUCCCACCUUCUGAUCCAACUGACAGCCCUGAUACUUCCAACAUGGCUGACCAGGCUGCUGAUGAGAGCAAGUACCUCUUCCUGGAAAAUGACUUCCGCAACAGCGGGGUCGCCCAAGCCGACUGGGCGGCCAAGAAGAUGGUAUGGGUGUCAUCAGAAAGGGAGGGCUUUGAGCCGGCCAGCAUCACGGAGGAGAAGGGCGACCAGGUGCUGGUGGAGCUCUCCAACGGUCAGAAGGUGACGGUGAACAAAGACGACGUCCAGAAAAUGAACCCGCCCAAGUUCAGCAAAGUGGAAGACAUGGCCGCCCUCACUUUCCUCAACGAAGCUUCAGUCCUGCACAACCUGCGUGAGAGAUACUUCUCCAGCCUGAUCUAUACGUACUCAGGUCUGUUCUGCGUGGUGGUGAACCCCUACAAGAUGCUGCCCAUCUACUCGGAAAAGAUCAUUGAGAUGUACAAGGGCAAGAAACGCCACGAGGUGCCGCCACACAUCUACUCCAUCACGGACAACGCCUACAGGAACAUGUUACAGGACCGUGAGGAUCAGUCUAUUCUCUGCACAGGAGAGUCUGGAGCAGGGAAGACAGAAAACACCAAGAAGGUGAUUCAGUACCUGGCGGUCGUCGCAUCUUCACACAAGGGAAAGAAGGACAUCAACCCUGACUCAGUUGCUGCAGCUGGGGCCAAGCAGCAGUCAGGAUCUCUGGCCUAUGGAGAGCUGGAAAAGCAGCUGCUGCAGGCUAAUCCCAUCUUGGAGGCCUUCGGCAACGCUAAGACCAUCAAGAAUGAUAACUCCUCGCGGUUUGGAAAGUUCAUCAAACUCAACUUUGACGUGACCGGCUUUCUUGUCGGAGCAACUAUCGACACCUACCUGCUGGAGAAGUCGCGCUGCAUUCGUCAGGCCAACACUGAGAGAGCCUUUCACAUCUUCUACUACAUGGUGGCAGGAGCCAAAGACAAGAUGAGGGAGGAGCUGCUGCUGGAGGACUUCGGCAGUUAUCGUUUCCUGAUCGCGGGUCAUGUUGAAAUUCCCGGCCAGGAGGACGACGAGCUGUUUGAAGAGACUCUGGAGGCCAUGGAGAUCAUGGGCUUCACCGAGGAGGAGAGAUUAGGGAUGUUGAAGGUGGUGUCCACUGUGCUCCAGCUGGGCAACAUCAAGUUUGAGAAGGAGAGGAACAGUGAGCAGGCCACCAUGCCCGACAACACCGCGGCCCAGAAGGUGUGCCACUUGCAGGGCAUCAAUGUGACCGACUUCACCCGAGCUAUCCUCACGCCCAGGAUCAAAGUGGGGAGGGAGGUGGUGCAGAAGGCUCAGACCAAGCAGCAGGUUGACUUUGCAGUGGAGGCUCUGGCUAAGGCCAUGUACGAGCGUCUGUUUCUCUGGAUCCUAGCCAGAGUCAACAAAACUCUGGACAAGAGUAAGAGACAGUCUGCAUCCUUCCUGGGCAUCCUGGACAUCGCUGGCUUUGAGAUUUUUGAGGACAACUCGUUUGAGCAGCUCUGCAUCAACUACACCAACGAGCGUCUGCAGCAGCUCUUCAACCACACCAUGUUCAUAAUGGAGCAGGAGGAGUACAAGAGGGAGGGCAUCGAGUGGAACUUCAUCGACUUCGGCCUCGAUCUGCAGCCCUGCAUCGAGCUCAUCGAGAGGCCGAACAACCCUCCAGGCAUCCUGGCCCUUCUGGAUGAGGAGUGCUGGUUCCCCAAAGCCACCGACAUGUCGUUCGUAGACAAGCUGCUGAACACCCACACAGGUCACGUGAAGUUCUCCAAACCAAAACAGCACAAAGACAAACUGAUGUUCUCUGUGUUGCACUACGCCGGAAAGGUGGAUUAUAAUGCAGCCAGCUGGCUGACGAAGAACAUGGAUCCUCUGAAUGAUAAUGUUACGGCUCUGCUCAACAACUCCUCCAGCAACUUUAUCCAGGACCUUUGGAAAGACGUGGAUCGAGUUGUGGGUUUGGAUACAAUCACCAAAAUGUCUGAGAGCUCUGUGCCGAGCUCCACCAAGUCCAAAAAAGGCAUGUUUCGCACGGUGGGUCAGCUGUACAAAGAGUCUCUGGGUAAACUGAUGACCACGCUGCACAACACGCAGCCCAACUUCGUCCGCUGCAUCAUUCCCAACCACGAGAAGAGGGCUGGUAAGAUGGACUCCCACCUGGUGCUGGAGCAGCUCAGGUGUAACGGGGUGCUGGAGGGCAUUCGGAUCUGCAGGCAGGGAUUUCCAAACCGCAUCGUGUUCCAAGAGUUCAGGCAGAGGUACGAGAUCCUGGCUGCCAACGCCAUCCCUAAAGGCUUCAUGGACGGGAAACAAGCAUGCUGUCUGAUGGUGAAGCAUCUGGAUCUGGACCCCAACCUGUAUCGCAUCGGUCAGAGUAAGAUGUUCUUCAGGACGGGAGUUUUGGCUCAGCUAGAGGAAGAGCGAGACCUCAAAAUGACGGUUGUCAUCAUCUCCUUCCAGGCUCAAGCGCGAGGCUUCCUGAGCCGCAAGGCUUUCAGUAAACGUCAGCAGCAGCUGAGUGCCAUGAAGGUCAUCCAAAGGAACUGCGCAUGUUAUCUCAAACUAAAGAACUGGCAGUGGUGGAGGCUUUUCACUAAGGUAAAGCCACUACUGCAGGUGACCAGACAAGAAGAGGAAAUGGGUCAGAAGGAAGAGGAGCUAAAGGCGGCCAAAGAGGUGGCGGUCAAGGCUGAGGCCCAACUGAAGGACAUCACUCAGAAACACACACAGCUGAUUGAGGAGCGGGCCCAGCUAGAGUCAAAGCUGCAGGCGGAGACGGAGCUGUACACUGAGGCAGAGGAGAUGAGGGUGCGUCUGGAGGCCAAGAAGCAGGAGCUGGAGGAGGUUCUGCAUGAGAUGGAAGCCCGGCUGGAGGAAGAGGAGGAGCGGAGCAUCUCCCUGCAGCAGGAGAAGAAGGACAUGGAGCAGCAACUACAGCUGAUGGAGGCCCACAUCGCAGUAGAGGAGGACGCUCGACAGAAGCUGCAGCUGGAGAAAGCUGCUGUGGAGGGGAAGGUGAAGAAACUGGACGAGAACAUCCUGUUCAUGGAAGACCAGAACAACAAACUGCAGAAGGAGCGAAAGCUUCUGGAGGAGCGGAUGGCUGACAUGAGCUCAAACCUGGCCGAGGAGGAGGAGAAGUCCAAGAAUCUGACAAAGCUAAAGAGCAAACAUGAGUCCAUGAUCUCCGACCUGGAAGUUCGUUUGAAGAAGGAGGAGAAGGUUCGCCAGGACAUGGAGAAGGCGAAGAGGAAGGUGGAGGCGGAAGUGGCUGACCUACAGGAGCAGCAUGCUGACCUGCAGGCACAACUAGCCGAGCUCAGAGCUCAGCUAGCUGCAAAGGAAGAGGAACUCCAGGCCACGCAAGCCCGUUUGGAGGAGGAGAGCAGUCAGCGAGGGGCAGCGGUGAAGAAGGUUCGGGAGUUGGAGGCGCUGAUCUCGGAGCUGCAGGAGGAUUUGGAAGCAGAGAGGUUGGCGAGGGGGAAGGUUGAGGCAGCUCGACGGGACCUCGGGGAGGAGCUUAACGCUCUGCGGACCGAGCUGGAAGAUAGUCUGGACACCACUGCUGCCCAGCAGGAACUACGGGCAAAGCGAGAGCAAGAGGUGGCCAUGUUGAAGAAAGCUAUGGAAGAUGAGGGCCGGAGCCAUGAGACCCAAAUCCAGGACCUGAGACAGAAACAUAACCAGGCUGUGGAGGAGCUCACUGAGCAGCUGGAGCAGGCCAAGAGAGUGAGGGCUGGUCUGGAGAAAGCCAAACAAGCUCUGGAAAAGGAGUCAGCAGAUUUGAGUGCUGACCUGAGAUCUCUUGCUAGUGCCAAACAGGAUGUGGAACACAAGAAGAAGAAGGUAGAAGGUCAACUGAACGACCUAAAUUCACGUUUUAAUGAGAGCGAGAGGCAGAGGAACGAACUCGGGGAGCGAGUCUCCAAGAUGAAUGUGGAACUGGAUAGUGUGACAGGUCUGCUGAACGAAGCCGAGGGAAAGAACAUCAAACUGAGUAAAGACUUUUCCAGUCUGUCCUCUCAACUUCAGGACACACAGGAGCUGCUGUCUGAGGAGACACGUCAGAAACUGAAUCUGUCUGGACGUCUGCGUCAGAUGGAAGAGGAGAGGAACAGUCUGAUGGAACAGCUGGAGGAGGAGACGGAGGCCAAACGGGCCGUGGAGAGGCAGGUCUCCAGCCUCAACAUGCAGCUGUCUGACCACAAGAAGAAGCUGGAUGAGCUGUCGGGGACGGUGGAGUUGCUGGAGGAGGGGAAGAGGCGUCUGCAGCGUGAGCUGGAGGAGGCUAACAGCGAGUACGAGGAGAAGGCCUCAGCUUACGACAAGCUGGAGAAGAGCCGAAGCCGUCUGCAGCAGGAGCUGGAGGACAUCCUGGUGGACCUGGACAGCCAACGGCAGCUCGUCUCCAACCUGGAAAAGAAGCAGAAAAAGUUUGAUCAGAUGCUGGCAGAGGAACGAGGUGUGUCCUCUAAGUUUGCAGAGGAGCGGGAUCGAGCAGAGGCAGAGGCGAGGGAGAAGGAGACGAAGGUGUUAGCUCUGACCCGAGCGCUGGAGGAGAUCCAGGUAUCUCGGGAGGAGGCAGAGAAGACCAUGAAGGUGCUCCGAGCUGAGAUGGAGGAUCUCAUCAGCUCCAAAGAUGACGUAGGAAAGAAUGUCCAUGACCUGGAGAAGGCAAAACGUAGCCUGGAGGCCAUCGUAGAGGAGAUGAGGACACAGAUGGAGGAGCUGGAGGAUGAGCUGCAGGUUGCUGAGGAUGCCAAGCUGCGUCUGGAGGUCAACAGUCAGGCUCUCAAAGUGCAGCAUGAGCGGGAGCUGCAGGGGCGUGAGGAGCUGGGAGAGGAGAAGAGGAAGCAGCUCCUGAGACAGGUGCGUGAGCUGGAGGCAGAGCUAGAGGAGGAGAGGAAGCAGCGAAGUCAGGCAUCAGCCGGGAAGAAGAAGCUGGAGGGGGAGCUAAAGGACAUGGAGGACCAGCUGGAGACCAGCAGCAGGGGGCGCGAUGAGGCGCUCAAGCAGCUUCGCAAAAUCCAGGGGCAGAUGAAGGAGCUUCAGAGGGACUUGGAGGACUCUCGUGCAGCCCAGAAGGAGGUCCUCGCCUCAGCCAGGGAGUCUGAGCGUAGAUCCAAGACCAUGGAGGCAGAAAUCCUCCAGCUGCAUGAGAUGUUGGCAGCAGCUGAGAGAGCUCGGAAGCAGGUGGAGACGGAGAGGGACGAGCUGUCCGAGGAGCUGGCCAGUAACUCUUCAGGAAGGUCACUGCUGUCUGAUGAAAAGCGUCGUGUGGAGACGAAGAUCAGCCAGCUGGAGGAGGAGCUGGAGGAGGAGCAGGCCAACGUGGAGAGCCUGAACGAGCGGCUGAGGAAGAGCCAGCAGCUGGUGGAGCAGCUGGGAGCAGAGCUGGCAGCAGAGAGAUCUUCCUCUCAGAGCAGGGAGGGAUCCAGGCAGCAGCUGGAGAGACAAAACCGAGAGCUGAAGGCCAAACUGCAGGAGUUGGAGGGCCAGGGCCGCUCCAAGCUCAAGUCCACCAUCGCUGCUCUGGAGGCCAAACUCAGAGAGGUGGAGGAGCAGCUGGAGGUGGAGAGCAGAGAGCGGCAGGCCAACGCCAAGAAUCUGCGUCAGAAGGAGAAGAAGCUGAAGGAUCUGAGCAUCCAGCUGGAGGACGAGAGGAAGCAGGCGCAGCAGUUCAAAGACCAGGCGGAGAAGAGCAAUGUGAGGGUGAAGCAGCUGAAGCACCAGCUGGAGGAGGUGGAGGAGGAGGCGCAGCGAGCGGCCGCCGCCCGAAGGAAACUCCAGAGGGAGCUGGACGAGGCGACGGAGGCCAACGACACCCUCAACAGAGACGUGUCUUCACUCAGGAGCAAACUGAGGCGUGGCGGCGGGGAGGUGGCGUUCAGCAGUCCCCGGAGCGGCGGCGGCGGCAGCAGCGUCAUGAGCUCAGUAAUGGGAGGCAGCGUCAGCCGGAGGAUCAGGGAGAACUCCAUAGAGCUGCAGGAUGACGAGCCUUCCUCCCCAUCUCCUCCUGCCCACACCUCCCAUCUGGAGGAGGAGGAGUACACCUACCCACCUGAAGAGUAGACUGACCGCACACUUUGUUCCAAACAUACUCAUUUAUACACUUUUAAUUCCUAAUAUUCAGACUAUACUUCUGUUUUUGUCUGUCAAUAAAUUCAAUAAUUAUUCUAAACAAACAGAUAAGAAUCACAUAAAAACAAAUAAUUGUGAUUUUAUUUAUUUAACUUAUAACUUCAAAGCUUUUCUGACAUGAAAAUGAUGCUUCCAGCUUCUUAAAUGUGAGAUUUUUUCUUUGGAAAAUUAUACUGAAACGCUCAGUUAUUUAAGAUAAAUCAAGAUUUACCAGUCAAUCAGUAAUAAAUGAUUUAAAGUCUUCUGCUGCAGCUUCACGUUUUUGCAUUUAUUGACUCGUGUUUUGUCUUGAGUAUUCACCUUUCUCUCAAAUUACUUGGAUUUGUUUAGUUUAAGUAAAUCCUAGUGAGUUAUAAAGUUGGAAAUGUUUCAGGUUUCUUCUUUUUUUAUUAACUCUGCUUCCAUAAAUCCCAGAUUUCAGUUUUCAAUGGACAGGUUCAUGCUGCAUUCAUGUCAGCUGGGAAAACAGAAGUUUGACUGGUAUAAUAAAUACCUGGAUGAUCUAGUUCUAGCAUUUAAAGCUACAAUGCAGCAGCUUACACAGUGAAACCAAACUUCUUAAUCUAAUAAAACAUUUGAUGAAACACA